Messenger RNA from Hymenoscyphus albidus, 2052 nucleotides. The record is from the annotation of a GenBank genome assembly. NCBI's taxonomy places the organism in Eukaryota, Fungi, Ascomycota, Leotiomycetes, Helotiales, Helotiaceae.
GUUCUCUACGCCUCUGUACGUGGGGCAGAUUUUGGUGGCGCUUGGUCAAGGCGGCCCCGGCUCGGGCUUCAAUGGCAGAGCUCACUUUGAAAAAAAAAGUUCGCGCUGCAGACUUCACGACCGCAACCUAAGACUGCAACCAUAAGUAGUCCUUCGCAACCAACACAAUGGUCAAGGCCGUCGAAACGAAGAAGUGCAAGAGUAGGUGCUCUCAUACAUGUUAUAUCAUAUUUACAAUGUAAUAAAUGCUAAUUCCAUCACAGCUUCGGUCGCAGAGAGCGGGGCUGAAAAGGUCAAAAAGCCAAAGAAGGUCGAAAGUUCUCCAGUCGUAGCAAAGAAGCGCAAAGGUAGGGUUUGGAAUGUUUCAAUACAUGCGACAAUGUAUACUGACAUGUGCUUACGCAGCUGCUGACGACGAGGCUGUACUCGCUGUCAAGAAACCAAAGAAGUCUGCGAAGACCACCUCGACCGAAGACUCGAUCGGAAAGGCCAAUGGAAAAUCAAAGCCCGCAAAGUCAACAAAACCCACAGCUAUAGUCGAGACGGAGGUUAUCGUUGAGUCGGAACCCCAGGCAGCAGAUGCGGAUCAAGACGAGGGCGAUGUUUCUGAAAUAGACGACCAGACUGAGGCACUCCUCCAAGGAUUCGAGAGCGACAGCGACGAGGAAAUGCAAAAUGCGGCAAACGAAGACGCAUAUGUUGCUGGCCAGGAUAUUCCUGUUCCAAAACUCACCAAGUCGCAAAAGAAAAAGAUGCAGGCAGCUUUGGCAGAUGCGGAAUCGCAAAAGCCUGGUGUGAUCUACGUCGGACGAAUUCCUCAUGGUUUCUACGAACACGGAAUGAAGGAAUACUUCAAGCAAUUUGGAACCAUUUUGAACCUUCGCCUAUCACGAAAUCGCAAGACCGGACGAAGCAAGCAUUAUGCUUUUGUUCAAUUUGAAUCUGCUGAGGUUGCCACUAUUGUUUCCAAGACUAUGGAUAACUAUCUCAUGUUUGGACAUCUGCUGAAGGUCAAGAUGGUUCCAAAUGAUCAAAUAUCCCCAGAUCUAUGGAAAGGCGCCAACAAACGUUUCAAGACGGUUCCUUGGAAUAAAAUGGAAGGUCGAAAACUCAAGGCUCCUGCAUCAGAAAAGGUAUGGGACGCACGGGUUGAGCGUGCGGAGGAAAGGAGAAACAAGAAGGCAGCGAAGCUUUUGGAGAUUGGUUACGAAUUUGAAGCUCCCAAGCUCAAGUCGGCUAAAGGUCUUGCACAAGAGCACCUCGAAGCACCAGCCGUUGUCGAAGCUGAACCGGAGGCUGUCAAGGAAGAUGUAGAAGAUGUCAAGGAGAACCCAGUUGUUGAAACUACGACCAAGCCAAGAAACAAGAACAAGAGAAAGGCUGCUGAGGAGGCCCCGAUUGUCGAUGAUGCUAUCAUUGCCAACUCAGGAAAGGAGGCAAACAAGCCAAAAAAGAAUAAGAAAGCAAAGACUGUCGAUACCAAGACUGUGGUGGAGGAGAUUGUGCCUGUUGUGGAGACUCCUGUCGAGGAACCAACCAAGCCGAAGAAGAAGGGCAAGAAAUCCAAGGUCGAGGAAGAGGUCGUUGUUGCACCGGAGGAGGCUGUUGAAGCGGUGGAAGAGUCGGCUAAACCAAAGAAGAAGGCUAAGAAGGCAAAGAAGGCAAAGGUGGCCGACAGCGCUGAGAUUCUGGAUGAGACUCCUUCCACCGAACCAGCAACAAAGCCAAAAAAGGGCAAGAAAUCGAAGAUUACUGAGACUACUGAGGUGACUGUGACCGAGACUCCUGCUGAUCUACCGGAAAAGAAGGUCAAGGCAAAGAAAGUCAAAGUUGUCGAAGAUACUGUAGUUCCGGAGGAGAAAGUAAAGAAGACCAGAAAGGGAAGAAAGUCUGUUUGAGUGUAUCAUCUUGGGCGUUAAUGGGAGAGUCUUUUUUGGCGAUGUCAAGAAGUCCGCUUUUGCUGGUUAGAUCUACUUGUGUCUACUGUACCUAGCCUUGCAGUAAAUUAUUACCUUUCUCAUGUCGAUAGUUCAAUAAAAAUUGUGUUUCUAU